AUGCUGAUAGAUCAACUGAAGGAUAAGGAUGACUGCAUCGCUAUGUUGGAGGCGAAGAUGGCGGCUCAAGAGGCUGCUAGUAAGGCAGAAAGGAGGCAGAGUGAGAGGAUGAUGGAGGCGUUCUUGAGAAAUUCCCAGACCAUAACUUCGACGACGACGACGAGGAGUAAAUUUCUGUUUUGA
Messenger RNA from Eruca vesicaria subsp. sativa (arugula), 183 nucleotides. NCBI's taxonomy places the organism in Eukaryota, Viridiplantae, Streptophyta, Magnoliopsida, Brassicales, Brassicaceae. The record is from the annotation of a GenBank genome assembly.